Messenger RNA from Polypterus senegalus (gray bichir), 3236 nucleotides. RefSeq names its product Fc receptor-like protein 5. Lineage: Eukaryota; Metazoa; Chordata; Cladistia; Polypteriformes; Polypteridae. Gene Ontology annotation, molecular function: transmembrane signaling receptor activity. Gene Ontology annotation, biological process: cell surface receptor signaling pathway. The record is from RefSeq and is a predicted model, not a curated record. Bases 12 to 2246 code for a protein of 744 amino acids. The transcript has 17 exons.
ACAAGUGCAGCAUGCAGAUCUCAGAAUUUUGCCUCCUGGUUUGCCUGACUGCUGUGAUGUCUUCAGCCCAGUAUGGAGUGCGGGGAGCCAAACUUCAACUGAAGUCAAAUGAACCGAUAUAUGAAGGAGACGAGGUCAGCCUGCACUGUCAGCUCGAUGGAAAUCCUGUUGGGUGGACAUAUGAGAUCUACAAAGGGGCAUCAACACACUCAUACUACCUUUAUAAAGUACAAACAGAGAGCACCUUCACCUUCAGCCCUGUGACUCAUUCACAACGUGGGUAUUACAGGUGUCGAGCUGAAAAAGGAGGAGUUUACUCAACAUACAGUGAAUAUGUGUGGUUAGAAGUAUCAGUGCGGGGAGCCAAACUUCAGCUGAAGUCAAAUAAACCGAUAUAUGAAGGAGACGAGGUCAGCCUGCACUGUCAGCUCGAUGGAAAUCCUGUUGGGUGGACAUAUGAGAUCUACAAAGGGGCAUCAACACACUCAUACUACCUUUAUAAAGUACAAACAGAGAACACCUUAACCUUCAGCCCUGUGACUCAAUCACAACGUGGGUAUUACAGGUGUCGAGCUGAAAAACGAGGAGUUUACUCAACAUACAGUAAUGAUGUGUGGUUUGAAGUAUCAGUUCUCCCAAAGCUCCCUAAGAAGCCCAUCCUGAUAGUCCUGCCCAGUGCCACAGUGUGGGAAGGGGACACUGUGACUCUGAGGUGUCUGUCUAAGAGCGAAGUGACAGGGACACAACUGACAUACAGAUUCUACAGAGAUGAGACACCUUUGAGUCAAGAAACUACACAGAAUAAGUUCAGAGUCCAGUCAGCUCAACUGAAUGAAACUGGAAAAUAUUGGUGUGAGGUGAAGGAACAAAGGAAGGAGACUGAGAAGAAACAAAGUGACAGCAAGCAGUUGACUGUAAUAGAGCGCUUUAGUAAACCCACUCUGAGUGUCCUGCCCAGUGCCACAGUGUGGGAAGGGGACACUGUGACUCUGAGGUGUCUGUCUAAGAGCAAAGUGACAUGGAUACAACUGACAUAUAAAUUCUACGAAGAUGAGAUACCUUUGAGUGAAGACACUCAACAGAAUGAGUUCACAAUCGAGUCAGCUCACCAGAACCAAACUGGAAAAUAUUGGUGUGAGGUGAAGGAAGAAGGGAAGGAGACUGUGAAGAAACAAAGUGACAGAGUGCAGUUGACUGUAAAAGAGCGCUUUAGUAAACCCACUCUGAGUGUCCUGCCCAGUGCCACAGUGUGGGAAGGGGACACUGUGACCCUGAGGUGUCUGUCUAAGAGUGAAGUGACAGGGAUACAACUGACAUAUAAAUUCUACGAAGAUGAGACACCUUUGAGUGAAGAAACUCAACAGAAUGAGUUCACAGUCGAGUCAGCUCACCAGAACCAAACUGGAAAAUAUUGGUGUGACGUGAAGGAAAAAUGGAAGGAGACUGUGAAGAAACAAAGUGACAGAGUGCAGUUGACUGUAAUAGCUAUGUAUGUGACUUUGUCAGCUUCUCCUGGCACUUCUGUGAAGGUGGGAGACUCCAUUAACUUGACCUGCACAUGGGAAGGGAAAAUGAGCUCAACACUCAUCUUCAACUUCCUAAGAAACAACGAGACUGUGAAGAGCAGCAGUGACUCUGCAGUGUUUAGCAUCAAUCAGACUGAUAAAAACCACACUGGGAGCUACAUGUGUGCUGUAGAAUCUUCAGGAAGAAGACAAACUUACAGCAAUGAGAUUGAGAUUGAAUUGCAAGCUUUUCCUGGUGCUGGCAAACAAGAGUCCACUCUUACAAUUGUUCAUCUCAGCGUUGGACUCGGUCUGGUUUUUCUAAUACUUGUGCUGCUGCUGCUGAUGUUUGCAUACCACAGGACUCGAGGUUUACCAAGCAUUAGAAGUUCAAAGACUGGAAGAAAAGAGAAAGGAGAGGAUGUGAUAACCUCCAGUGGAGGAGCUAACCAAAUGGAUCCAUUGAAUAAGGAAGAGGAAAACCCAGACAUGCUGUACUCUGAGUUGGUGGAUCCUCCUAAGGGCAGAAACAAAGGUGAUUCUGCCUUAGAGUUCAACGUUGAUGUUGUUUAUUCAAAUCUUGUAAAAGGGAAAUUAAUGAAGAAGCGAGAGAAAAUGCCUGAAGAGUCCACAGGAGUCCUGUACUCUGAUAUCAAAUUGAAGAAUUCCACAGGUGCCUCCGUGGAAGCUGAUCCAAGUUCUCUUUAUGCUUCCGUUCCCUCAAGAAAAGACAAGAAGUAACACAUUGUGGUUUGUGGUGUCGCAUCUGCGAAGAAAGCCGCAGUGACCUCAGAUGUCUUCAGCUGACACACCUCUGCUUGUCUUCUAUUUCUGGUAAUCCAAGCUGGUCUGUUGCUAUCUGUAUGAAGGUCUGGUUUUGUGGUGUUGCUAUCAUGGUGUAUUCAAGCAUUCAAUAUGGAAAAAGGAAUAAUGCAAAGAACACUGGAUGAGCACAGACCUGUUCAAAGGAACACAAGUGAUUACGUCUUGAAACUGAUGCGCUACUCUAAUCCACACACCUUCUAUUGAAGAUCUCUGCCUAUGCAAAGCUAAAUAUAGUAAAUCAUCCUGGUGCAGCUAUCCAGGUCUUCAUUGUCCUUUUCUUAUUAUAUACUGUGGCUAGCUUGAAAAUUAAAUUCUAUUUUCCCGAUAAUAUUCUCCUCCUCCUUAAGAAAUGACUUACCAAAGCAAGCUAUGAACAUUCUGAUUUCAAACUUCUCCACAAAUUUGACUUUUUUACUGUGAUAUAGUUAGAAGGCACACAGAUAGCCUGUUUAGUAUCUGGUGGGUUGCACAAAUUCAAAAAGCAAGCUUUUCUUCCAAAGUCUAGGCCUCUAGGCUAUCCAAGGCUUCCUUACUAAAAAAUAAGCCUUACUCCAAUCUCAAGAAAAAGGCUUUUGGCCUACACAAAAUCUUAAAAUAAUUUUCAAAAACAGUAAAUAGGAUAGGGGAAAGAGAACAAAAAACCCUUUAUCUCCUAAGGGUUUUUUGGCAUUAUUGCUCCUAAAUUACAUAUCCAAACAUUAAUGGCUAUUAUUGUGCUCACGUAACAAAGGAGCUGAGAAUGGCUGAAGAGUAGUGAGUAUAACUCUCCAAAUUUUUAAAAGAAAGUCCUGAUAUGAAGUCCUCUUUAAUAGCCUCUCCAAGAUUGCUCCUCUUACUGUAUCUUUAAAUCUCAACUGAAAACAUUCCUCUUCUAUGAACUUUUGUCUUCUGUAUGUAAAGCGACCU